Messenger RNA from Geodia barretti, 1329 nucleotides. The record is from the annotation of a GenBank genome assembly. NCBI's taxonomy places the organism in Eukaryota, Metazoa, Porifera, Demospongiae, Tetractinellida, Geodiidae.
AUGGCGGUCAACACGGCGCCAGCCGAUGUGUUGCAGUACAUCGCCAACGGCGGCUUUUCGGGGCUGUACAAGGCGCUGUUCGAGAUGCAGCCUGAUGAGGUCAUCAAAGAGGUCAUAGACUCCGGGCUGCGCGGCAGAGGCGGCGCGGCAUUCCCCACAGGCGUGAAGUGGAGCUUCAUGACCCGCUCAGAGCCGCCGAAGUACAUCCUGUGCAACUGCGAAGAAGGCGACCCCGGCGCGUACAAUGACAAGGGCAUCCUGGAGAGCGACCCAUACACACUGUUGGAAGGGAUGUGCAUCGCAGGAUACGCGACUGGCGCGACGAAUGGCUUCGUGUUCAUACGCCACGGGCACGAGGGGCCAAUCAGUCGCACUGAGCGGGCUAUCCAGCAGGCAUACGAGCACGGUCUGCUGGGCAACAACAUCCUGGAUUCCGACUUCACCUUCGACAUUGAAGUUGCUCUGACCGGCGAAUCUUAUGUGGCGGGCGAAGAGACGGCGCUGAUGGAAGCCAUCGAAGGGCGCCGUUCGCAGCCGCGCUUCCGACCUCCGUUCCCCGCGGCAUUUGGCGUCUGGGGCAAGCCGAGCACGAUAAACAAUGUGAAGAGCCUGUCUUACGCGCCUGAAAUCAUCUCCAAUGGCGCAAGUUGGUUUUCAUCCAUUGGAGUCAACCGCAGCACCGGUACUGCAAUCGUCUGCCUGAACGGGAAAGUGAACUAUCCCGGAUUGUAUGAAGUGCCGAUGGGUCUGACUCUGGGGCAGAUCAUCAAUGACAUUGGCGGCGGCGUGCCGAACGGCAAGAAGCUGAAGAUGCUCCAAACGGGUGGGCCUCUAGGUGGAGUGCUGGGCGCGGACAGCUUGGGCGUACACAUCGACUUCGAUGAGAUGCGCGAGGCCGGCGCGAUUUUCGGCUCAGGCGGAAUCAUCGUCAUCGACGAGGACACCUGCGCGGUGGACAUCACGCGCAAUCUGGUGGCGUUCACGCAGUAUGAGUCGUGCGGGAAGUGCUUCCCCUGCAGGCUCGGCAUGGAGCACCUGCUUGAGGUGGUUGACCGCAUAGUGCGGUUCGAGAGCCGUCUCGAAGACCUCGACCUGUUGCGGAACAUUGGCAGGACGAUGGAGUCGAGUUCGCUAUGCGGGCACGGGCAGUUGGGCUUUGGGCCUAUACGCUCGGCAUUGCAGCACUUCGAGUCUGACUUCGUAUCGCAUAUCGAGCAAAAGCGCUGCCCGACGGGGAGUUGCCUGCGACCUGCGAUAGCGCCGAAGAAUACCCGACCCUACGCGAUGGACGCGCUUCGCGGGUCAGCACAGCCCGCCCAAGCCCGCUGA